Messenger RNA from Emys orbicularis (European pond turtle), 3254 nucleotides. Its product is annotated as zinc finger protein 883-like. Lineage: Eukaryota; Metazoa; Chordata; Testudines; Emydidae. The record is from RefSeq and is a predicted model, not a curated record. Gene Ontology annotation, biological process: regulation of transcription by RNA polymerase II. Gene Ontology annotation, molecular function: DNA-binding transcription factor activity; RNA polymerase II cis-regulatory region sequence-specific DNA binding. The transcript has 5 exons. Bases 584 to 2164 code for a protein of 526 amino acids.
AGGGAGGACGAGUCGAGCUGUGAACGCGCGCGGGGUGCUGCGGCUCUGCCUGGCUCGUGCGGGGCCGUUGGAGCCUCUCCCGGAGCCGGAGAAGUUUGUGUCUCCCGGCUCUGGGCAUGCGCAGAUCUGGGGUGGGGGCAGUCACGCAUGCGCAGAGGCAGCGAUCACCCGCUGCGGCGCUGCAGCCUCCAGGAUAUUGGGGUUCAGGUUCCUCUGUCAGAUGCUGCAGUCUCCAUUGUGAUCUGGAAGACCAGGCUUAGCAGCUGCUGCUCCCCCAGUGGGGGUUCUGUGCUGGGAUGUGACCUUUUAAAUAAAGCUUCUUCUCUGCACUGCCCACUUGAUGACUUUCUCCAGCCUUGGGGCAGACCUGAGCCCUGUUUAUACUAAAUUCUGAGCCACAAACUCCAGACAGGCUGCAGAAUGAUGUCCAUGUUUCGCUCCAGCUCAUCCCGUCCUCCCAUGGGAUAGGGAAGAGAAAUGGCUGCAGUGGAGCCAGCUCAGAGACCGGUGACCUUCGAGGAGGUGGCUGUGUAAAAGAGUGGGCUCUGCUGGACCCUGCUUAGGAGCCCUCUACAGACAAGUCAUGCAGAAGAACUAUGAGAGUGUGACCUCGCUGGGUGAUGCAAUGAUAUGUGAGAAAGAGGAGCAGAAUUUUCAGCAGGAAAAUGUUGAGCAAGUGGAUAAACACAGAGCAUUAUCACAAAGAUUGGAAGAGAAUGUGUCCAGGAGUCAUGAGCAGGGACAAUCCUGUGAGAUUCAGCGCAGACCAGAAAGAGAGCAGGGAAACCAGCCAGGGGAGAAAGUGGGUAAAUGUAUUUCCUGUCGAGGAACUCAGAAAGACCUCAAGGAAACCACAACCCAGCAGGAAAUCCUCAUGGGAAAGAGAAAAAAUACAUGCACUGAGUGUGGAAAAAACGUCUGUGACUACUCAGCCCUUAUAAAGCAUCAGAGAAUCCACACAGGAGAGAGGCCAUAUGAAUGCAGUGAGUGUGGGAAAAACUUUACUCGCAGAUCACACCUUAUUACCCAUCAGAGAAUCCACACAGGGGAAAGGCCCUAUAAAUGCAGUGAGUGUGGGAAAAGCUUCACUACCAGCUCAGCCCUUUCUGAACAUCAAAGAAUCCACACAGGGGAGAGACCCUAUGAAUGCAGUGAGUGUGGGAAAACCUUCACUCGCAGCUCGCACCUUACUAGGCAUCAGACAAUCCACACAGGGGAGAGCCCCUAUGAAUGCCGUGAGUGUGGGAAAAGCUUCAGUACCAGCUCAGCCCUUUCUGAACAUCAGAGAAUCCACACAGGGGAGAGGGCCUAUGAAUGCAGUGAGUGUGGGAAAAACUUUACUCACAGAUCAGGCCUUUUUCUACAUCAAAGCAUCCACACAGGGGAGAGGCCCUAUGAAUGCUGUGAGUGUGGGCAAACCUUCAGUCGCAGUUCACACCUUAGUACGCAUCAGAGAAUCCACACAGGAGAGAGGCCCUAUGAAUGCCGUGAGUGUGGGAAAAGAUUCACUACCAGCUCAGCCCUUUCUGAACAUCUGAGAAUCCACACAGGGGAGAGGCCCUAUGAAUGCCAUGAGUGCGGGAAAAGCUUCACUGUCAGCUCAUCCCUUUCUGAACAUCAGAGAAUCCACACAGGGGAGAAGCCCUAUGAAUGCAGUGAGUGUGGGAAAACCUUCAGUCGCAGCUCAUACCUUUUUCAACAUCAGAGAAUCCACACUGGUGAGAGGCCCUAUAAAUGCACUGAGUGUGGGAAAAAAUUCACUACCAGCUCAGCCCUUUCUGAUCAUCAGAAAAUCCACACCAGUGUGAGACCCUAUAAAUGUACUGAGUGUGGGAAAACCUUCAAUCACAGAUCAACCCUUAUUAGACAUCAGAGAAUCCACACAGGGGAAAGGCCCUAUGAAUGCAGUGAGUGUGGGAAAACCUUCAUAAACAGUUCGAACCUUAUUAGGCAUCAGAGAAUCCACACAGGAGAGAGGCCCUAUCAAUGCAGUGAGUGUGGGGAAAGCUUCACUACCAGCUCAGCCCUUUCUGAACAUCAGAGAAUCCACACAGGGGAGAGGCCCUAUGAAUGCAGCGAGCGUGAGAAUACCUUCUCUUGGCACUCAGCCCAUGAUAGGCAUCAGAGAAUCUGCAAGGGAGAUCAACACCAUAAAAACCUCUAGGGCUAUCCAUACUUUUUUCUUUAAUACUUUUCCUGAUUCCCACAUACUAACUUUUAAAGCUGUUUGAACUGUUUGCUGCACAGUUAUCCCUCAGCUUGUCCAGAUGAGUGGUGCAUUUUUGCCUUUUGCCAUUCACCCUGUUUUGAAGUUGACCUAUUUGUCCUUUCUGUCAACUCCAUUGUCCCAUGACUAUUUCAAGUGUGCCCUUCCUAUCCGGAACGAGGGAGCAUCACAUUUAUACCAUUCCUUCUAUUGCAAAGUUAUUGUUAAAGUCACCAAUUAUACAGAUUGUAUCAUUUCCAGUUGUUCUCACGUUGCUCUGGGUUGUGCUGAAGAGCAGUUAUAUUGGGAACUUUUCAAAUUAUAUUUAAAUGAAGAGGAGCGGGGCAGGGGGAAAGGGGGUCAUUUCGGCCUCUGUGACACUGGAAGGGGAUGGGAUGACUCAGAGAUUACCUCCUUCCCCAUCACUGCAGAACUGAUACCUUUUGUCUGAGCCAUGCACAGUUUAUCUUCAUUACAUUCUACCCAUCCACUUCUCAAAGUGUCAUGUGAGGAACAGUUUUCAGCUGUCUGUGCUUGGAGAUGUUGCUUUGACUUAUUUAAUCCUAAAUCAGAGUCAUUGUGACUGGAGAUGAAAGUAUUAAAGACCUGGAAGGGGAAUUCAAAUGGGACCCCAAACACAGUGUGAUCAUUUGGAGUUAAAAUCGCAGGUUCUAUCUGUUUGGUAAAGCCACUUCUGGCAAGGUGGCUGUCACCCCCCCACAUCCCCAUUAUUUGGAUGCUAGGAUAGUAUAAAUGUUGUAAAUAACAUAACUGACUAUUGAGACAGUGCUGAGUGAAGUAUGUUUGAAUGAAUCAGAGGAGAAUGUGAUGGGAGAAUCUCUUGUCCCGAUUCUGAAUAAUCAGAUGUAACCUGCUCCGGAAUUUCACUUGACACUUUCAUUGUCAUGUAUUCUAUCUCUCUCUGUGAUGUGGAUUUCUAUGUUUCCUGAAGGCUGUUUCGUCACCCAAUUGGAUAUUAGUUCAGUUUGAUAGGAUGUAGCUCAGAUUUAUUGGAGAAUUUAAGACCAAUGACCAUUUACUAAACUCA